GAUGAUAACAACCAUAGUUAUACACAUUACUGAAUAUUAAAUAUUAAAUACUAAACAUGGAUUUGAUUCCUAGGGAAUUAAUUGAAAAAAUAUUUUCCAAUCUUCAUAACAAGCAUGUUUUGCCAAUGAGAACGUCAAAUCUCAGAACAGUGGAAUUAUCUGCUGCUCUGAGGUUAUAUCACUCUGUGGUUUUACAUGUUGCUUCAGAAAAAACCAAUAUUUGUUUUAGAAGAAAAAAGAGAAAAUCUGAUGAUAUUUUUGACUUGGGUUAUGAUGAUUUAGAUUGCAAUGGUGUAGAUUAUGAUGAUUUAGAUUAUGAUGAUUUAGAUCAUGGUGGUUCAGAUCCUGAUGAUUUGGAUUAUGAUUAUUAUUAUGUUGAUGAUAAAUAUUCUGAUUAUCAAUCUGAUGAAAGGUAUUUCGAUAUACCAAGAGAUGUUUUAAAAUUUAAGAUCCCAGACUUUAGAAACCUCGACAUCGAAUCAUUCAAUACACAUGCGUUGAAGUCUGAAAUUUUGAAUAGGUUUACAAAAUUAUUAAUCCUUCUUAACUCAAACACUUUGAAGAUCACUUCAUAUGAUCUUUUCAAGGAUUUUUGGUUUUCAAAUCAAAUUUUUGCAGAUAUGAAUAUGAUUUACACCACAAACAAUGCAGAAUACUUUUUAAAAUUCGAAUCCUUUAGUAAAACUUCUUCAAUUUUUAAAGAAAAAAGAUCAACAUAUAUGACUCAAUCAAAAACCAAUUAUGGGUUUAAUAAUAGCGAUAUUGAUGAGAUUAAAAUUGAUCUAUUUCAGUUUCCAAUUGAUGACAAUAUAUUUUUUAGAGAAUUAAAUUCAUUCAUGAGAUUUUUAACUAAUUUAACAACGUUAAAUUUGGCUAAUAAUAACAUUGAAGACAUAUCACAUCUAUCAACAUUAACCAAUUUAAGAACUUUAGAUAUAUCCAAUAAUCAAAAUUUUAUUGAAGCCAAAAGAGGGCACCGAGAAAGACAAGGAACUGUAACAUUUUUUGGUAGACAGUUUUAUUAUUAGGUUAUUAAUACACAACCAAAUACUAUGUUACUUCGUGAAGAAGAGAGAGUAGAAAAUAAUCAAAAUGAUAAUCCAAUCCAAGUUAAUCAACAGCAACCUAUUGAGGUAAUUCGUAAUUUUAGUUUUACCAAUAUCCAACCCUUAGCCAAACUAACUUUAUUAAAACGUUUAAACUUAAGUGGGAAUUAUCUUAGUAAAGUGUCUUGCUUAAAAAGGCUAACUCUAUUGAUUGAUUUAAACAUAAGUAAUAAUCAAAUCACUAAUAUUAAAUUUCUAAGUGGUUUAAC
This is a messenger RNA of Ascoidea rubescens DSM 1968, 1315 nucleotides long. RefSeq names its product leucine-rich repeat domain-containing protein. The transcript has 3 exons. Bases 57 to 1028 code for a protein of 323 amino acids. The record is from RefSeq and is a predicted model, not a curated record. Gene Ontology annotation, molecular function: protein binding. Lineage: Eukaryota; Fungi; Ascomycota; Saccharomycetes; Ascoideales; Ascoideaceae.